This is a messenger RNA of Diaporthe batatas, 2293 nucleotides long. RefSeq lists its product as uncharacterized. The transcript has a single exon. NCBI's taxonomy places the organism in Eukaryota, Fungi, Ascomycota, Sordariomycetes, Diaporthales, Diaporthaceae. The record is from RefSeq and is a predicted model, not a curated record. Gene Ontology annotation, cellular component: nucleolus; nucleoplasm. Bases 114 to 1568 code for a protein of 484 amino acids.
CUUCCUUGAGGCUUGACUUUGCGCCGCCUGCAAAUUUUCUUCAGGCCUUUGACUAAAGCAAACGUGGUGCUCGAUAUCUGCCUUCCUCCCUCACCCCCGAAAAUUGCCCAUUGAUGUCGUCCGGUCCACCAUCUUGGCUCUUCUCAAACAACACCGUCCGAACAACAGAAGCGCCCACAUCCUCUUCCUCCCUACCUCCCACCACAACCACAUCCACAUCCGCCAUGGCUGGCAAAUCAAAGGACAAGUCCGCCGACAAGAAGAAGGCCACCAAGCCCAGCAAGAAGGCACAGAAGGAGGCCACCCCCGCCCCGCCCGCCCAGCUGCUGGACCUCGUCGAAGGCUUCCUGUCCUCCAACCAGUUCGACGACGCCCACGCCGCCUUCAAGCAGCAGCGGACCAAGAACGGCUGGGCCAGCCCCUCCAAGGGUGCUCAGCCCGAGGGGCAGACCCUCGUCGCCGUCUACGAGACCUGGAACAAGUCCCGCAGUGCCUCUGCAGCCGCCAGCAACGACGACUCGAGUUCAUCCGACAGCGACAGCUCCAGCGACGACGACGACAGCGAUGUGAAGAUGGAGGAUGCUGCCGCGGCUGCCGAGGAACCGGACAGCUCUGACAGCUCCUCCAGUUCGAGCUCUGAGAGCGACAGCGACAGCGACAGCGACAGCGAGGGUGAGGACGAGGGGAAGAAGGUCAAGAAGGAGAAGAAGCCUGCGGUCAAGAGCGAGCCGUCCGACUCAUCCUCCUCCUCGAGCGACUCCGACUCGUCGUCCGACUCCUCUAGCGAUUCUGACGAAGACGAAGCUGCGGCGAAGCCUGGUCUCGGGACAGCCGCCGCUGCCACCAACCCACUGAAGCGGAAGGCCCCCGCCAAGAGCGAGUCCUCCGAUUCUUCCGACUCGGACUCCAGUUCCUCCUCGGACGACUCCGACUCUGAUUCCUCCAGCUCGGAGGAUGAGAAGCCAAAGGCCAAGAAGCAGAAGGUGGAGGAGAGCAGUAGCGACAGCUCCGACUCGGAUUCGGAAUCUAGCUCGGACUCAUCCUCCGACUCGGGCAGCGACAGCGACUCCGACUCGGACGAUGAAUCCGAGACGCUCAAGAAGGCGGCCAACACCAAGCUCCCCGAAUCCGGCUCCUCCUCCUCCUCCUCCUCAGACUCCGACUCCGCCUCCGACUCGGACGCGAAGAAGCCCGCCGCCAAGCCCGUCACGAACGAGUCCGACUCCUCCGUCACCUUGGGCAAGACCUCCCCGGAGGUCUUCCCGCCCCUGCCCCCGAACCCCGUCAAGGCCAACAACCGCGGCAAGAAGGACGGCUCCGCGGCCCCGGCCAGGAAGGUCCCCAACGAGCCCUUCUCGCGCAUCCGCAAGGACAUCAAGGUCGAGGACAAGUUCAAGUCCAACGCCUUCACCGACAACGCCCACGACUGGGGCCGCAAGGCCCACGAGGACCUCAUCGUCACCCGCGGCAAGGGCUUCACUAAGGAGAAGAACAAGAAGAAGAGGGGCAGCUACCGCGGCGGCUUCAUCGACGUCAACGCCUACCAGGGCAUCAAGUUCGAGGACUAAGCGAGCCUUUUGGUGCACAACUUUUGAGGACGCCUUCUGUCGGCGCUACAUAUACCUGUGGGGGUGGGCCAAUAGACAGGGAAUUGGCUCACAUCCGCUGGGACAGCCGACCAAGACUGACUGGCCGGAUGGCUUGGCGGGUUUUGUGCAUCUGGGCAGAGGCACGGGGAAAAGUGACGCGUGGCAAGGCAGGGUCAAGCACAGUGGGACGCCGUACGAUCACCAUUGUCCAAGCCGAGGAGACUGCACUUUUCCAACGGCCAUCGUUGCCCCUCACUCUCACCCCCCUCAAGAAGGGUCCUUGCCUGGUGGCCCGACCCUGGUCACAGAUCCAUGGUUGGCAAUGAUGAUGGCCAGCCACCAACCACAAGGAGUGGUCCCAGACGCAGAUUUAUUUAUUCCCAUCGUCCUCCCCCCGUUAGCUCCCGCAAAAUAACUCACACGUGCAACUCCCAGGCGGGGCGCUGACCUGUGCGGGAUGAGCUGGAGGAAACCUGAAGCAUUUCGUGCGGCGUUGAUGAAUAUGGUGGGGAAAAUACACUUGAUUCGAGUUUGGCUUCGGAUGAAGCCGUUGACUAUCUACGAGAUACCUUCUUUUUUUUUUUUUUUGUGGAAGAAUCGUAUCCCUCGCGUUAGGUAGAUCUGUGUCUUCCUUGGUCUGGGUGUGUGGCGCGUUGGGUGGAGGAUCAUAGACAAAUAAUACCAGCAAAUAUUCGCACAAUUUC